Molecule: messenger RNA, 1436 nt
Organism: Poeciliopsis prolifica (blackstripe livebearer)
Lineage: Eukaryota; Metazoa; Chordata; Actinopteri; Cyprinodontiformes; Poeciliidae
Gene: rabggtb
Product: Rab geranylgeranyltransferase subunit beta
Exons: 9
Coding region: 92-1090 (332 amino acids)
Biological process (GO): protein geranylgeranylation
Cellular component (GO): Rab-protein geranylgeranyltransferase complex
Molecular function (GO): Rab geranylgeranyltransferase activity
Source: RefSeq, a predicted model, not a curated record
GUGGCGAUCACGCGCCUUUUGAAUUGGUUCGCCAACUGCCAGGAAGAAGACGAAAGGCAGCCGGAUAAUGCGACACAGCUAAUAGUGUCCCAUGAUGAGUGCUCAACUGAAGGAUGUCAUUAUCAAAGCUGAGGCUCCCAGCUCUCUGCUGCUGGACAAACAUGCAGACUACAUCGCAGCCUACGGCUCCAAGAAGGAUGACUAUGAGUACACGCUGUCCGAGUACCUGAGGAUGAGCGGCAUCUACUGGGGGCUGACGGUGAUGGACCUGAUGGGCCAGCUGCAGCGGAUGAACCGCCAGGAGAUCAUCGAUUUCAUCAAAGCCUGUCAGCACGAGUGUGGAGGCAUCAGCGCCAGCAUCGGACACGACCCUCACCUGCUCUACACCCUCAGCGCCGUCCAGAUCUUGUGCCUGUAUGACAGUUUGGAUGCCAUCGAUGUGGACAAAGUGGUUGAAUAUGUUAAGGGGCUUCAGCAGGAGGACGGCUCGUUUGCAGGAGACAAAUGGGGAGAAAUUGACACACGGUUUUCUUUCUGUGCUGUUGCUACGCUGGCAUUGCUGGGAAAGAUGGACACCAUAAACGUUGACAAAGCCGUGGAGUUUGUCUUGUCUUGCAUGAAUUUCGACGGAGGUUUCGGCUGCAGGCCGGGCUCAGAGUCGCACGCUGGCCAGAUUUACUGCUGCACCGGUUUCCUGUCGCUCACCGGUCAGCUGCACCAGCUCAACGCCGACCUGCUGGGCUGGUGGCUCUGUGAGAGGCAGCUGCCGUCCGGAGGCCUCAACGGGCGACCCGAGAAGCUUCCAGACGUUUGCUACUCUUGGUGGGUCCUGGCGUCUCUGAAAAUCAUCGGCAGGAUUCACUGGAUCGACAAAGCCAAGCUGCAGCGCUUCAUUCUGGCCUGCCAGGACGAGGAGACGGGAGGAUUCGCUGACCGACCCGGAGACAUGGUGGAUCCGUUCCACACUCUGUUCGGUGUGGCGGGCCUCUCGCUUCUCGGCGACGAGUCGAUCAAGCCGGUGAAUCCCGUCCUGUGUAUGCCUGAAGACGUCCUGCAGAGGGUCGGCCUGCAGCCUGACCUCCUCAGCUAGCGCGCCUAAGCUAACACAUCAUCAUCAUGGCGAACUGAAACGCUGCUCCGCCCCUCACAGCGCCCCCCAGCCUGAGUUAUAACCACUACAGCUGCACCCUGGAUGUGGAUAGAGGACUGCUUUUCUUCAAUCUGUUUGGAAGAAUCCAUCAGAAAAUGACAUUCCUUCGUUUCUCAAGUCGGUUUUAGGAGGAAAACCUGGAAAUUUUACACAUUUCCUCACAUUGCAACCACAACCUUCACUGUAGUUUAUUGGGAUUUUUGUGAUGGAUCCACUGGAAGUACUCCAUAGUUGUGAAGUAGAAGGAAAAUGUUACAUUUUUACAAAUAAAUUAAAAAUAUACAAA